AUGGAUCUGUAUCAGCCGUCAAGUGAAGUCGAAUCAGGAUUCGAAGGCUUCCUUCAAGCUCUCUAUGCCGAGACGGAAGAUGCGAUCGCGACAACCUCGUUCACGAAUUUCUUCACUCCGCAAGGUGCUCUCAUUGUGCUUGGGAAUAAAGCUGUUGGGGUUGCAGAUAUUGUCGCACUUAAGGAAUACCUAAUGCCAACUGAUGGGUCAAAGAUCUGGGAUCACUUUCCCAAUGUUACGACGGUGUACUCCGAGACGGACCUGGACAAAACCUAUGCCGUGGAAGGUGUCAUCGAGACAACCUAUAUAGCAGAGCUGACCUUCUACCUCUACUCAAGUUAUUCAAGUCGAUUCACGGUAGCAAAGAAAAACGGAGACGUGCCUGAUCUCAAGUCGCACUCCGGCUCGCUGAUCACAUAUGACGACCUCGUCGUGGAUCCUGCAUAUUCUCCAACUAGCAUUCCCUGCUACAACUUCGGCGCCAAAACCUGUCCAUCUUCCAAAGUAUUUAGGUAG
Diaporthe citri is the source of this 516-nucleotide messenger RNA. RefSeq lists its product as uncharacterized. Bases 1 to 516 code for a protein of 171 amino acids. The transcript is spliced from 3 exons. Lineage: Eukaryota; Fungi; Ascomycota; Sordariomycetes; Diaporthales; Diaporthaceae. The record is from RefSeq and is a predicted model, not a curated record.